Messenger RNA from Drosophila suzukii, 1367 nucleotides. It is a transcript of the gene twf, whose product is annotated as twinfilin actin binding protein. Gene Ontology annotation, cellular component: actin filament; cytoplasm; myofibril. Gene Ontology annotation, molecular function: actin monomer binding; actin filament binding. NCBI's taxonomy places the organism in Eukaryota, Metazoa, Arthropoda, Insecta, Diptera, Drosophilidae. The record is from RefSeq and is a predicted model, not a curated record. Gene Ontology annotation, biological process: regulation of lamellipodium assembly; positive regulation of neuron projection development; barbed-end actin filament capping.
GCAGCACCUGGUCACAUUGGUUGUGAGUAAUAUUUUUUUCGGCAAUAUUAAUUUUAGCUGUUUUCCAAAUGUCUCACCAAACGGGUAUCCGAGCCAACGAGCAGCUGGCCAAGGUGUUCGGCAAAGCGAAGAAUGGUAAAUUUCGCGUGAUAAAAGUUUCGAUCGAGAAUGAGCAGCUCAGUUGUGGCGCCACGGCGGAGACGAAGAAGGACUGGGAACGCGACUACGACAAGCUGAUCGGUCCUCUGCUGGAGAAGGAUGUGCCCUGCUACAUUCUCUACCGCCUGGAUGCGAAGAUCCCUGGCUACAGUUGGCUGCUCAUUAGCUGGAUACCGGACACGGCCAGCAUCCGGCAGAAGAUGGUCUACGCCUCCACAAAGGCCACGCUGAAAACGGAGUUCGGAUCGGCCUACAUCACCGAGGAGCUGCAUGCCACCAUGGAUGAGUCCACGUUGGAGGGAUAUCGCCGGCACAAGCAGGACUUUGCGGCUCCCGCUCCUCUGACCACCAGGGGAGAGCUGAAGGAACUGCGGAAAACAGAGGUCCACACCGAGAUCAACACAAAUACCCGGCACCAAACUCUCGGGGGAUCAACUGUCCCCAGCGAGCAGACUGUGGCCGCCGUUCAGGAUCUGGUUCGCGGCAAUCACGACUACCUGCAGUUCCAUGAUCUGGAGGAGGAGCAAAUCCACGUCUCGCACGCAGCUAAAGUGGAAAUCGCCGAUCUACCGAAGCAAGUGCCCGAGGAUCAUGCCCGCUACCACCUCUUUCUCUUCCGGCACACGCACGAGGGCGACUACUUGGAGUCCUACGUUUUCGUCUACUCCAUGCCGGGAUACUCCUGCUCCGUGCGCGAGCGCAUGAUGUACUCCAGCUGCAAGGCUCCGUUCUUGGAGGAGCUGGCGGCCCUCGGCGUGGAGGUCAUCAAGAAGCUGGAAAUCGACAGCGGCAGCGAGUUGACCGAAGCCUUCCUGCAGGACGAGCUGCAUCCGAAGAAGAUCCUCCACCGACCGGCUUUUGCCAAGCCCAAGGGGCCACCUAACCGCGGCGCCAAGCGCCUCACGCGCCCCACCACCGAGGACUAAGUCUGAAUCCCGAUCCCAUCGCGUCAAUUCUAUUUAUCCCCUUCAACUGUUUCCUAGCAGAGCAUUUAAUUUAUUGUAUCCAAAAACGAGUUCCGUGUUCAUUUCUGUGUCCGUGUCUAUAUGUGUCCGUACGCGAGUCGAUAUCUUUAGAGGCACUAGGCAUCAACUGAAACAUCGCAUAGCAGCCGCCAAUGUGGGCUUCCUUAUAUGUAUUCUUGUCUAUGUUACUUUAGAUGGACAUAUUUGCAAUUUAUUUAAAUUAAAAAAACUCAACUAAGUUUA